Molecule: messenger RNA, 2715 nt
Organism: Closterium sp. NIES-65
Lineage: Eukaryota; Viridiplantae; Streptophyta; Zygnematophyceae; Desmidiales; Closteriaceae
Source: the annotation of a GenBank genome assembly
AUGGACAAUCUCGGUAACUAUCGGCCUAUCACUCUACUGUCGGUCAUGUACAAGCUCGUCACCAAAAUCAUGGCUUCAAGGCUUAAGAAGGUGCUGGGCAAGGUGCUGUCUAAGGAGCAACAUGGGUUCUUACCUGGAAAGAGCUUGGCUGACGCAGUGUCAGUGGUUGCGGAUGCGGUGGAGGUGGCGAACAGUGGCGGUAAAGACUGGCUACUGCUGCUCGUCGACUUCCAGAAGGCGUAUGACACGGAAUCGCGGGACUUCUUGUUCAAGGUUAUGAAGGAGCUUGGAAUCCUGGAUAGGUUCAUCGGCUGGACCAAGGGCCUACAUGCAGGAGCAGGAACAAGGGCGAUUAUCAACGGAUGGCUAAGCGACAAAGUGGAAAUGGACAGAGGGGUCAGGCAGGGGUGCCCCCUGGCGCCUUACCUGUUCCUAUGCGCGCUGGAGCCGCUUUGCAGAGAGACGCUGCGCAGAGGCUUGGGAGUGGGCCCGCCUGGAGAGACACCAAUCUCCUACGUGGGAUAUGCGGACAACACGUCUUUCCUGCUAGAAGGGGAGGAACAGCUGCGGAAGGUGGUGGGGGUGUUAGACACUUUCAGCAAGCAGUCAGGGCUGAAAGUGAAUUACGACAAGUCCGUGGUGUUACCGUUGGGGUGUAACAGAGGAACCAUGGCGCCGACAGGCAUACCGUACAAGUGGUCGGAGAGGGGCGAGCUGGAACGCCUCCUCGGUGUGUGGAUAGCGCCAAUUGGUAACGCUGGUCCAUCUUGGGAGAGGGCUUAUGAGAGGAUAAAAGAGGAGCUUAAAAAAUGGGAGUCGCAGUACCUCACGACAACGGCGAGGGUAGUGGUUAUCAGCUGCUAUGUCCUCCCGGUAUUAAUGUUUCAGGCGCAUGUGUAUUCGCCGCCAGACGAGCUGUGGGAGAAGAUAAGAAAGCUCUGCUACGCCUUCGUCUCAGCUGGGGAGGCAGUGGAGGAAAAGGUUUUCAUUCUCUGGAGUGCAUACCUGGCAUGUCUUCCGCGACAGGAUGGGGGAUUGGGCCAACUCGACACAAAACUCUGUCUCGACAGGUUGGCAAUCCACAGAAUUGGCAAACUGCUGAGGGAACAGGAUGGAGCGCGACGAUGGUUGGCGGAAAAGGCGGCGAGUUUCCCAAAAGGGUGGGCGACGCUUCAUGCACACCCGUCUGCGAUUAAACGAUGGCAACAAGGGAGUCAGAGAUGGAAGGCGGCGGUCAAAGUCUUCUGGAAGUCGCCCCUUGCGUCCCUGCCGGAACCUGCGAGCAGAUGGGAGGUGGAGGGGCAGUUCAUCUGUUUCAACCGGUACAUCAUGCACAGAGGAAAUAACCCUUUUGGGCACCAGUUGGGCACGGAGGAUCUCCUUUGCACGCAGAUACGCGACUUGCUUACCGACGGCUUGAGGGGAAGAAGGGUGCUGAAGGAAGAAGCGAUACUAACUUCGGAGUUGGGAUCCAAGGAGGCGGCGAUCAUGGCACGCAAAGCGUAUGCGGCAACGCCGCCGGGGUGGAAAAAGCUGGUUGAGGAGCCGGUGACACCAGAGGAAGUGGUGGCGGUGUCAGGGGUGGUGAAGUACAUCCUUCGGGGUGAACCUGCGGGCCCCCCAUGGGCAGUGAAGGGCAUAGACAAGGGGGGAGUUCUUGCCUCGUACAUGGUAAUCGGUGAUAACGGGAUGCUUCUCGCCCCGGCAAGGAACAGGGAGACCUGCUUCGAAGCAUGCCGCCUGCAGCCGUUAAUCGUCCAGGAGGGGAGGCUGCUAGGGCAGGCGGGUGACCCGAAGGCUAAGCUGUUGUCCUGCUGUGGGCUGUUCGAAGAGGGAGGACUGGCGCCUCUGCGUAAGAUACGGGUGACGCUCACCAAAUCGGCGGGGCGUUCGUGGGGGCAUACGGAGUGGGAAGAAGGGUGGGGCAAGAGGAUUGACUGGAAAAGGGCCAUCAAUACGCGGGAUUCAAUCAGUGUCCCACUCAAAGCGAGGGAUGUGUUGCUCCGGAUACACAGCAAGAACCUCCAGGUGGGGGGGAGGUUAGACUUCUUUCAGAACCAGAUCAGCUGCGCGCACUGUGGGGAGGAGGAAACCCUAGUCCACUGUCUCUACAGUUGCCCGGCCAUUCAGCCAGUAAUUGGCGCGCUUAAGCGCUCGUUGCGCAUGCUAAACCCGGUCAGACAAGUGGACUCGCUGGAUGACCUUCUGUUUGGAGAAGGGGGGACAGCGUCAGGUUUUCCGGAGAUUACAUUGACGGCGGCGGUGUUACGACAAAUUUGGCUGGCAAGAUGUAAUGCAGUUUGGAGGGCUGAAGCUUUCGAGCGGAAGAAAGUGGGUCGCGAUGCGGUGCUGGAUUUUAUGAUGCAUGCGAGGGUGGUGCUGGCAACACGUGGGAGAGGCAAGGCCACGGGUGAGGUGGAUUGUGAUAUACGAACAGAUAAAUGGCGACAUGUGGCAAAGGAUGAGAGGGAGCAACUGCAAGGAAUCUGCAACGUGGAUGGUCUUGCAAGCUGGUCAGAUCAGUUUCUGUCCAUCUGGUGCCAUGGGGGGACAUGCGACACCUCAUUGCGGUGUAGCAUAGGCCCUCUAAGUGGAUAUCGUCUCUCUCGCGGGGGUAUGCCAUCACUGCAUAUUCUCUCCUUUAGUCCUCCUCCCCCUCUUCCUCUCCUUCAAUCUCUUCGUACGCAAGCAGCGCGCGGUACCUCAGAUCCUUAG